This is a messenger RNA of Pimephales promelas (fathead minnow), 1220 nucleotides long. NCBI's taxonomy places the organism in Eukaryota, Metazoa, Chordata, Actinopteri, Cypriniformes, Leuciscidae. The record is from RefSeq and is a predicted model, not a curated record.
GUGCUAGCUUUGCUCUGAGAAAAACAGCAGCUGAUAAUCAAUCUGAAUUUCCAGCCGAAGUUCUUCAAACAGUAAAGGAGAACUUUUAUGUGGAUGAUUGUUUGAAGAGCAUGCCCUCUGAUGAAGAAGCUGCCUUUAUGGUCAAAAAUUUAAUUACUCUCUGUCAGGCAGGAGGAUUCACUCUGAUGAAAUGGAUUAGUAACAGUCGCACCACCCUGCAGACUAUUCCAGAGGAAUACAGAGCUAAAGAUCUGACUGAACUGAAUCUGGAUAGAGACAAACUUCCUCUUGAGAGAGCUCUUGGCUUGCAAUGGUGCGUUGAGAGUGAUUCGUUCAAGUUCAAAAUGGAGAUCCAGCAGAGGCCAGUCACCAGGAGAGGAAUGUUGUCAGUGGCUAGUUCGGUGUACGAUCCUCUUGGCUUUGUUGCACCUGUGGUGUUGCCUGCCAAAAUCAUGCUACAAGAACUUUGCAGAAGAAAUUAUGGAUGGGAUAAGACUGUGCCACAAGACAUCUUGCAACGGUGGUUCAGGUGGUUGGAGGAAUUGGAUAUGCUGUCUGAGUUUAAGGUUGAUCGGUGUAUUAAGCCCAAGGGCUUUGGACAAUCAAGACAUGCUCAGCUGCAUCACUUUGCAGAUGCCAGUGAAACAGGAUAUGGUGCAGUCACAUAUCUCAGGAUGCUGAAUGAAGGAAAUGAUAUUCAUGUUGCAUUCCUGAUGGGCAAGGCCAGGGUUACACCUUUAAAGACUGUUACUAUUCCUCGCCUGGAGCUGACUGCUGCUGUGCUUGCCAUUCGUGUUGAUCUGCUGUUGAAGGCUGAGCUGAGAUUCCAGUUGCAGCAGUCCAUUUUUUGGACCGACAGUACGUCUGUGUUGAAGUAUAUAAAAAACGAGGAUAAACGUUUUCAUACAUUUGUGGCCAACAGGGUUUCGACUAUAAGAGGAGCCACUAAAACUUCACAAUGGCGAUACAUCAGUUCCAAGGAAAAUCCAGCGGAUGAGGCAUCCAGAGGAGUGAGGGCUGGAGACUUUAUUCAUGGCCGUAGGUGGAUAGAGGGUCCAAGUUUUUUGCGUAAACCAGAAGCUAACUGGACAACAAAUGUGGUAGAAACUAUCAUGGAACCAGAUGAUCAGGAGGUCAAGAAGGAAGUCACAGUAAAUGUUGUGGCUGUGGAUGGCCUACCUGAUGCCACAAACCGGUUACUGACUUACUUCUCAAGUUAG